UAACCGAGGCAAAGCUGGUGAACCUAUCUAUCUUGAACGAUUUGACCUCUCUGUUUGGUGAUCGAUGGGCGAUGACCAUUUCAAACCCUUCGUACAGACUGAAAGCCCAAAACAUGGAAAUACGUUCAGUGAUUUCGAUGAUGAUGAUUUCGAAAUCUAUGUGAAGAAGAACCAACUGUUCUGCGAGCGUGGAAAGUUUUCCAGGGGCUGGGUUUUUUGGAACCAAGAAGACGAACGAUGUGAAUUUCUUCCGGAACACUACUUUCAAUUGUGUACAGUGAUAAGCGAAAAUCUUAUACAAAAGAUAAAAUCGUUUUUUCGAGAGUUGAGAUUCUUGCAAGAACAAGUUCUAGUUCAGUUUUGGAAAGCCCUAGAAUUUGGGGGCGGGUAUUUACUUACUACAAAAGACCAGCCUUUCGGUCUUAACACUACCCACGAAGGACUCUGUUCCUAUAGAUUGAUAUCUGUGGAUUAUCAAUUUGAUGUGGAUGGGGAGAGUGAUGAAUGCCUUGGCCUCCCAGGCCGUGUGUUCAAGUAUCAACGGCCGGAGUUUACACCAAAUGUGCGGUAUUACUCCUGCAAAGAGUAUCCACAGCGCGAUCGUGCUGUCAAUAGCGAUAUUUGGGGAUCUUUGGCUUUGCCAGUGUUUGAUGAUAUUGGGUGGGGUUGUGUUGGUGUACUUGAGUUAGUGACUAGUGCUGAAAUGAAACAUUGCAUUAGUCUUUUCAAACAUUGGAUCUGCAAUGAUCUUGAGGCUGUUGGUUUGAGAAGCUCAAGAACAUGUAAUUAUUCGUAUUGUCAGCAUGAUGAGGAUAAAGCUCUUGAGAUUGCACUGGUUGAAAUCAGGGUGGUGCUGGAAGUGGUGUGUAGAACUCAUUUUCUACCUUUGGCUCAGACUUGGAUCUUGUGUCGGCCUUGUAGUGCUGUUGCCUAUGAUGAUAGCUUCGGAGUAAGUUGCUUGGAACAACUCACAUCCAUAAUUGAUGUAGUCUGUCUGAGGGAGAAAGAUAAGUUUCCUUUCUCAAAUGCAUGUGCUUCGCAUCACAUACGAAAGGGGCAGGGAGUUGUUGGUAGGGCAUAUUCGUCCAAUAAGUUGGUCUUCUGCAAAGAUAUUACUCAAUUUAGCAUAAUUGAGUACCCCUUGGCACAUUAUGCACACGAGUAUGGACUUGCGAGCUGUUUUGCAAUUUGCUUGCGGAGUAGUUAUACUGGCGACAAUGUUUACGUAGUAGAAUUCUUUUUGCCUCCAAGUAACACUGAAGGUGAGGAUCCGAUGAUCAUUGUGGUUCCGUUAUUGACAACAAUGAAACAACAUUUUCAAAGUUUUAUGGUUGCUUCUGGAGAAGAACUAGGAGAGCAGUUACCUAUUGAAGUUAUUGAUCUUUCAAAGGAUGAUAAGCUUGAUUCUUUACCCCAAAUUGCAAGGUCCCCUGCAGAUAGGAUGGAGAUUAAAGGGCAGAUGGAGUGGCAGGAUUUAUCAGAUCAACAAUUAAUAAAAAUGGAUACUAUAUACACUGGAAAUGAUGUUGUUAGUAAAAUAGAAAAAACCAACAAUGUUGUUGCUUCCUCAUUUAAAAAAUGCAUACCUGACUCAUCCCAAAGACAAUACAGAAAAGCUGGAAUUCAAAUUAGUUUUGAGGAUAUUCAACAACGUUUUGGAAUGAAACUUAAUGAUGCUGCAAAAAGCCUUUGCGUUAGCCGAUCUACGCUGAAGCGUGCUUGCAGGGAAUAUAAUAUCUCUUGCUGGUCAACUCGCAAGAGAAACAAGGAGAAUGAGACUCUUUCCAAUAAAUUUGUCCAAGUUGCUGCUCCGGAUCAAAUUCGACAAUCUAGUCAGUCUUCAAUUUCUGAUCCUUCUCAUAGGAAAUACUUGGCUACUGCUGCUCCCACAGAGCUACAUUUUAUGGCAGCACAAGCUACUAGUAUUGUGACCUUGAAGGUAAAAUAUGGAGAUGAUUAUAUUAAAUUUCAGUUCCCUGUGUUGUCGGGAAUGGUAGAGUUUCAACAAGAAGUGGCAAAGAGGCUGAGCUUAAAGGCUGGAGCUUACAUUGUCAAGUAUCAAGAUGAUAACAAUGAUUGGAUUUUAAUAGCUUGCGAUGAAGACCUGCAGGAUUAUAUUUGUAAUUCGAGAUCACUGGGGAGGAAUACAAUCAAAAUGUUACUUCAGCCAAUUAGUAAUUGCUCACCUUGAAUUCCUUCUGAAUAACUAAAUGAAGAAUUCUGUUUGAAAUCAAAAUUAUAGCGCUGAUAGGAAAUUGACUGACUGGAAUACAGGGAGAAACUGAGCCUGGGCGCAAAAAUACUUUUCCUGAUGAUGGUUUAUCAGACAGACUUAUGCCACUGGGACUCAGGUAUGUGUUCCAUCAGUGCAAUGGUAUUUUAAAGUGCGUAGGUUUCUUCAUUUUUAAUUCAAAAAUUUUAAAUGGCAAAGACGAUUCAAACUCCAAGGUUUAUUUGGCAACACAACUCACAUUUUUGUUCAUUGGUUUUCAAAUAAUUUUUUCUUCCAUGUGUUUGUUUGUUUUUUUUUUUUUUUUUUUUUUUUUUUUUUUUUUUUUUUUUUUUUUUUAAUUCAAUUGGCCUUCCAUGUGUUUUGUAUUAGCCACAAUUGGUUGCACAUGAAAUGCUUGAUAAAAAGAUUCAGUUAGAAGGAUCAUUUGCUGACAGAUGUAUUAUCAUGUGCAACAUGUCUCCUAUUUUGGACUCUAUAACCUUUGUACACUUGAGAAAAGUCAAAUAUCUAUAUUCAAACAUAUUAUUAUGAUUUGUGAAUAAGGUACUGCAAGUCCAAGGAAAAAUCAAACACUAAAUUUUCAUUAUUGAUGAGUUCGUUUUUUAACUUUUACAUUUGAUUCAUUGUUUCUAGAUUUAUAGUUGUUCAUUUAGGUGUUUGUUGUGUGGUUAGUUCAGUUUAUAGUUAUAGCAAAUUUUGAAAUAUUUCUCUCUUAUGUUUGGUUAGAAUGGUUUAGAUAAUCCCAACUAAAAAGUCAAGGGUUGAGAUUUUUUUCACUCUCUCACUGUUCCCAUUUCUCUCUUCUUUCUCACCAUACCUCUUCUAUCUUCUAUCGACUCUCUCUCUUCUUUUCCUACACCUACAACACUGUUGUUCACCCCUAAGCCAUCACCGACUCUGU
Camellia sinensis is the source of this 3134-nucleotide messenger RNA. Its product is annotated as protein NLP6. Lineage: Eukaryota; Viridiplantae; Streptophyta; Magnoliopsida; Ericales; Theaceae. Gene Ontology annotation, molecular function: protein binding; DNA-binding transcription factor activity. The record is from RefSeq and is a predicted model, not a curated record.